AUGGUGAAGCUCGUCUGUGCGAUCGUUGGUGUGGCGGGAAGCGCUUUCCCUGUGGACAUCGACGCGAGUCAGCUGGUCGGAGACUUGAAGGACGCGAUCAAGGCGAAGAAGAUGUACCAGUUCCCUGCUGACGAGCUGCAGCUCUUCCUGGCGAAGACGGCGGACGGCGCGUGGCUGCCAGACGACGACCAAGCUGCGCUGGAUCUGGAGGACGGAAAGGUUCAUGAGGACAUUCAAGCGUUGAUCGAUGGCGAGAAGAUGAAGGCUACGUGGACAAUUGAGGACGUGUUGACAGCUAACAAUAUGACCAAACGGAAAGGGCGCGCUCCAAAGUCGAGACAAAUCCACGUGCUGGUGGUGGUUCCGGAGCAAGAACACGCACAAACUGGAUUGUGGCUUGUCACUGGAUCCGUUGAAAACGCGUUGAUCACGAAAGGGAUUCGCUGCAAACUGUACUGGAUGGCGACGUUACGCAUUGGAUACUACGAUCCUACGCGCUGCAUCGGCAACAAGAAUCGCGUCUUCUACUGCGACUACGUUCCAGACGAUUCGGAAUCUCCUCAAAACACAGUUUCAUCGAUAUCGUUGACUACAAGCGUUUCGAAUCUGGACCCAUCGACUGACGAGUUUCGUUUUCAGCGGAUUGAGGACGAGAAGUUCUUCCUACCGUACGGCAAGGCAGAAAGCUGCCAUUUGGUGUCGAGAAAGCAAAGCAGAGACCACAAACGGGAAUUCGCCAAGUACGAUCGCGACUCAAACAACAGGCUUGCGCUUUCUCGCGAAAUGCAUGGUUGGUUCGACGGUAUGAGCAUUGAGGUUCCCAUCGUCAACAUGCUACCCGGAUCUGUUGAAGAGAAUCAAUCCAUUGGCAACAGACGCAAGGUCGAGGUCUUCGUGAAGGUUCUGGAUGCUCAGUGCACAGAUCGCGUUUUCAGUCGUUUGAAAGGAGGAUCAACCAGGACGGACGAUCCGCUCAUGAUGAAGACGUUUGUUCACAAAGACAGUAAGUACCGCUUCUACCAAGGCAAGAACAUGGAGUCGCACCUCUACGAGGGAAUUCAGCCUGCUGAGUUCUACGACAAGCUCGAGAACGUGCUCGCAACCCAGAAGUCUGCCUUCAAGGUCAACAUCGCUCUUGGAUACAAGCUUGUCAGCAGAACUGAUGACAGCGAGACUCGCUACUUCCACCCGAAUAUUAGCAACACGUCUGUAUUUAGCACUCCUGUAGCUAUCAACAGCAAGGCUGAUAUUCGUAAGAAGGUGAUCUCGGAGAUUCGCUCCAUGGAGUUGGCUGACAAGCUCAACUACCCCAGCUCCGGGUACAUGGUGAAGGGGAUUACUGGCUUCAAAAUCUAUAUCUACCAACGCGACCAUGCUCUGGGUGAUAGCGAGGCUGUCAUUCCUAAGGUGAUUCAUGAUAACAAGCACGUCAUCAACUUCCCCAAGACGAACAACAAGUGUGUCUUCCACUGCAUUGCGUAUCACAAGCAGGAGGGAGCCAAGAAGGAUCCUCGUAGAAUCCAGGCUCUGCUUGAGGAGUGCUUCAAGCUGAACAUCAACGUCUUCAACAUGGAUGUUGAGACGGGCAAGGUUGAAUGCAUUCGCUGCUCGGACAAGGACUAUGAUUCGAUCAACAUCUUGUCGCACGAGAAUCACGCUCUCUACAUCACGAACGUUGAUAUGCUCCAGCAGAAGUACCAAUGCUCUACGUGUGAGAUGGUGUUUCUUAGCUCUGAUAAGCUACGCAACCACACUAAGAACCAAUGCGAACUCGUGAACAUCGAAUCGUUCCCAGCUCAGCCAACCAUCUACCAACCCGCUCCGAACAGCAUUCGUUCCAUGCUGACUAAGUACUCCAUCAAGGAUGCUGGCCAUUACAUUGAUCACUUCAUUGUCUAUGAUUUUGAGGCUAUCCUCAAGCCUACGGGUGUCAAAAACGGAGAGAAUACUAUCUUCACAAACGAACACAUUCCUGUGUCUGUUACCGUGGCCGACAGCUUGACUGAGGAGGUGCGAUGCUUCGUCAGCGAUGACCCGAAGGAGUUGCUCAAGGAUAUGUUCCAGUACAUCAAGGAAGUUGUGGCUAAGAUUCAGCAGUACAACGUCUCGAAGUACGAGUCUUUGCUCCGCAAAAUCAUCAACGUCCAUGAUUUGACUGACGCUGAGGUUCCUGGUCUAGACUUGGGUAAGACGUACAAGAUGGAUGAUGUCAAUGCUUGGAUUCAGAACGGGGAGUUUGCUUGUUUCUUCGAUUUCCACAGCAAGCUCACAUUCGACAUCAACCUUAUCAAGGCGGACCUGUUUACAGUCAUCGGUACUAACAACAUCACAUCAGUCAUCAAGAACCCUAGCUACAUGUGCAUCGCCACGUCAGACAUGAAAAUGCUUGACAUUAGCAACUAUGUUCCGGCAGGCACCAGCUAUGCAAAGUACUUGUCGACAUAUCUCGGUGAGUGCAAGUGUGAUGACAAGAUUCGAUGCGUCUGUGGCCCAGGAAAAGGGAUCUUCCCAUACGAGUACAUUACUUCAUUUGAGGUACUCAGUCAGCCGGAAGUCCCUCCUAAGUCGGCGUUCGACAGUGCUCUUCGUAGCACUAGCAUCAGCGAUGAGGACUAUGUGCGGGUACAGUUCGUCUCGGAACACUAUGACAUGAAGUCAAUCAAGGAUCUACUCAUUUGGUACAACAACCUCGAUGUAGUACCCUUCAUCAAGGCCAUCAAAGCCCAGCGAGAACUAUUCAAACGUUUCGAACUUGAUAUGUUCACUGAUGGUGUGUCGCUACCUGGUCUCUCUGAGAAAGUCAUGUAUCAGACGUGCUUCAACAACCUCCAGCAACCAAGUAAGGAGCCUGCUGAAGCGUUUGACUUUCCCGCUAGUCGCUUAAGUGGAUAUAAGACCCAGGAUGCUGAUGCCGAUCGUGAAUUCAAUAUGACGCUAGAACACCUCAACGACUUGCUAGAGCGACAAAAGUACCUGUGUGGGCUAUGCUACAAGCAACUCACAGCUUAUACUGCCUCGGCUGACCGAAUCAAUAACAAGCUCGGACACAUCGAUGAGAGGAGAAUCUACACCAAGAUGAAGGCGAACAUUGCUGGUGGUCCUUCUAUCAUCUUCACCAGAUACGCGAAACGCAACGAGACCAAGAUUCGAGGGGGUAGGAUCUGCAAAAAGAUCAUCGGCUACGAUGCUAAUGCUCUGUAUUUGUGGGCUCUUGGUAAUGAGAUGCCAUGUGGACGGUUGACUACCAUCGAAGCAUACACAGGGAUCGUCGAUGAUAUUGUAAAUGACAAGAUCUUUGGCUUCCUCGAGUGUGAUAUCCGUACACCAGAGCACCUCAAACCCUACUUCAGUGAAAUGACCCCAAUUUUCAAGAACACCCUUAUCGACCGCAGCGAUCGGAGUGUCAUCGGUCAGCACAUGUUCGAGUACAACGAGGAGCGCAAGCAAAGCCGAGCAAAGCCGGCUCGCAAACUCAUCGGGAGCUACUUUGGUGAGAAGAUCCUCAUUUAUGCACCGCUACUCAAAUGGUACAUUUCUCAUGGUAUGGAGAUCACCAAGACUUACAGCUUCAUCAAGGCUAGCUCCCACAAGGCAUUUGUACCAUUCAUGGAAGCCGUAUCGAGCGCGCGACGAGAGGGUGAUGAAAAUGUUAAAUCCAUCUGUAAGAUCAUUAUUGAGAAGAUGAUGAAACUGGUUGGUAAUAGUGCGUUUGGUCGAUCUGGCAUGGACAUGAGCAAGCACAAGGAGGUCAGGUAUGAGUCGGACGAUAAGGCAAUCAAGGCCAAGAUUGAGCACUUCACCUUCCAUGGAAUGGAAGAGCUGAAUGAUUCAUGUGAAUUCACUAUGAAGAAGCGAAAGCUCAACAAGAAGAACCCAAUUCAUCUAUCGAUUGCAAUCUAUCAGCUCGCUAAGCUCCGUAUGUUGCAAUUCUACUAUGAUUGCAUUGACUUCUACUUCGACCGUUCCGAAUUCCAGUACCAAGAAAUGGACACAGACUCGGCUUAUAUUGCGUUUAGCUGUGAGAAGCCAUUCGUUGAGUGUAUCAAGCCCGAGCUUCGUGAGCAUUUUCAGCAGCAUAAGUACGAGUGGUUCCCACGUGAUUAUAGCGAAGAGAUGGCUCAGUUUGAUCGCCGAACGCCAGGUUUGUUCAAGGAUGAGUGGUCUGGUGAUGCUAUGGUAUCAUUGUCCUCUAAGAACUACAUUUGCUACCUACCAGACGAAUCUUACAAGGUCAAGGUUUCAGCGAAGGGAGUCCAGCAGAGUGGUGGCCGCAAUGGCGACGUCCUCAACCCAUAUGGCUUUGAAUCAGUUGUUCGCGAUCGCAUCACGCUACAGGGCACCAUCAAGGGGUUUAGACUCAGUAAGGAGACCUUAUACCAGAAGGCUAAAGAACUGGAGCCGAAGAUUACGAUGAAAAUCGUCAAGGAAUGGUACUCAAACCAGAGCGAUAUUCAGCGAUUUCAGGAGCAGAAGAAGCGAUACGAUGGUUCCGGAGGCAGCUAUGGUGGCAAUAGCGACCUUACCGUCGCUGAGUUGAAAGCUAUCAUGAAGAACCUCAUCAUUCAUGAUCGUCCCCAGAAGACCCAAGCCGCUGUGUGGGCUACUGACCUCGACAAGUCGACCAAGAAGGUGGAGGCAUCUACCCAAACGGAAGGCGGCCGAGUCUGGGCUUACCAGCCAAAAAAAAGUCAAAGUCUGAAGACAUUUGCUCUAUAG
This is a messenger RNA of Phytophthora sojae, 4716 nucleotides long. RefSeq lists its product as hypothetical. The coding region runs from base 1 to 4716 and encodes 1571 amino acids. NCBI's taxonomy places the organism in Eukaryota, Oomycota, Peronosporomycetes, Peronosporales, Peronosporaceae. The record is from RefSeq and is a predicted model, not a curated record. The transcript is spliced from 10 exons.